AAUGUCAGGAUCUUCUCCCAGACCAGGUUCCCCCUUCAUCCUUCUCUCCGCCAUAACCGUUACCAUCAUUAUUCUCCUCUGCCAAAUCCUCCCUGUCGCCGCUAGCAGCUUCGGUGAAACCCUAAAUCGAAGGUCAUUAGGGCUUAAGAAAGAGAAGCUGAGCCACUUCCGCUUCUACUGGCACGAUAUCCUCAGCGGUCGCAACCCCACCGCCGUCAGAGUUGCUAGAGCUUCGACGACGAAUUCGUCAUCGACCGGGUUCGGUCUGAUGUUCAUGAUCGAUGAUCCAUUGACGGUAGGGCCAGAGGUGAAGUCGAAGCUGGUCGGGAAGGCUCAAGGGUUCUACGCAUCUGCUUCGCAGCAAGAGGUUGGGUUGCUCAUGGCGAUGAACUUUGCUUUCAUGGAAGGGAAGUAUAACGGGAGUACCAUUACUAUACUGGGGAGGAAUACAGUUUUCUCGGCAGUAAGGGAGAUGCCGGUGAUCGGAGGGAGUGGGCUUUUCCGGUUUGCUAGAGGCUAUGUUCAGGUCAAGACUCACAGCUUCAACUUUACCAGCGGUGAUGCCGUUGUUGAGUACAACGUGUUUGUCUUGCAUUAUUAG
Messenger RNA from Telopea speciosissima, 601 nucleotides. RefSeq names its product dirigent protein 19-like. The record is from RefSeq and is a predicted model, not a curated record. NCBI's taxonomy places the organism in Eukaryota, Viridiplantae, Streptophyta, Magnoliopsida, Proteales, Proteaceae. The coding region runs from base 2 to 601 and encodes 199 amino acids. The transcript has a single exon.